AUGCAGCGAGGAGCCUGGACUCUGCAGUGCACUGCUUUCGCUCUCUUUUGCGCUUGGUGUGCAUUGAGCAUCGUGAAGGCGAGGAGGCAGUUUGUGAACGAAUGGGCAGCGGAGAUCCCCGGGGGACCGGAGGCAGCCUCGGCCAUCGCGGAAGAACUGGGCUACGACCUUCUGGGUCAGAUCGGAUCUCUCGAGAAUCAUUACUUAUUCAGACAUAAAAACCACCCCCGGAGGUCUCGAAGGAGUGCCCUGCAUAUCACUAAGAGACUAUCUGAUGAUGAUCGUGUUAUAUGGGCUGAACAACAGUACGGAAAGGAGAGAAGUAAACGUUCAGUUCUGAGAGACUCAGCAGAUAAUCUCUUCAAUGAUCCAAUGUGGAAGCAGCAGUGGUACUUGCAAGAUACUAGGAUGGCUGCAUUCCUGCCCAAGCUGGAUCUUCAUGUGAUACCUGUUUGGCAAAAAGGCAUCACUGGCAAAGGAGUUGUUAUCACUGUACUGGAUGAUGGCUUGGAGUGGAAUCACACAGACAUCUAUGCCAAUUACGAUCCAGAGGCUAGCUAUGAUUUUAAUGAUAACGACCAUGAUCCAUUUCCUCGUUAUGAUCCCACAAAUGAGAACAAACACGGGACCAGAUGUGCAGGAGAAAUUGCCAUGCAAGCCAAUAAUCACAAGUGUGGCGUCGGAGUUGCAUAUAAUUCCAAAGUUGGAGGCAUUAGAAUGCUGGAUGGUAUUGUGACCGAUGCUAUUGAAGCCAGUUCCAUUGGAUUCAAUCCUGGGCACGUGGACAUUUACAGUGCGAGCUGGGGCCCCAACGACGAUGGGAAAACGGUGGAGGGGCCUGGCCGGCUCGCCCAGAAGGCGUUUGAAUAUGGUAUUAAACAGGGGAGACAAGGAAAGGGCUCCAUCUUCGUCUGGGCAUCUGGGAACGGGGGCCGUCAGGGAGAUAACUGUGACUGCGAUGGGUACACAGACAGCAUCUACACCAUCUCCAUCAGCAGUGCCUCGCAGCAGGGCCUGUCCCCCUGGUACGCCGAGAAGUGCUCCUCCACACUGGCCACCUCGUACAGCAGCGGGGAUUACAGGGACCAGCGAAUCACGAGUGCUGACCUGCACAACGACUGUACAGAGACCCACACGGGCACCUCGGCCUCGGCACCCCUGGCUGCUGGCAUCUUCGCUCUGGCCCUGGAAGCAAAUCCAAAUCUAACCUGGCGAGAUAUGCAGCACUUGGUUGUCUGGACCUCUGAGUAUGACCCACUGGCCAAUAACCCUGAAUGGAAAAAGAAUGGCGCCGGCUUGAUGGUGAACAGUCGGUUUGGAUUCGGGCUGCUAAAUGCCAAAGCUCUGGUGGACUUAGCUGAUCCAAGAACCUGGGUCAGUGUGCCUGAGAAGAAAGUGUGUGUGGUAAAGGACAAUGACUUUGAGCCCAGAUCCCUGAAAGCUAAUGGAGAAGUUAUCAUUGAAAUUCCAACAACAGCUUGUGAGGGACAGGAAAAUGCUAUCACAUCCCUGGAACAUGUACAAUUUGAAGCAACAAUUGAAUAUUCCCGAAGAGGAGAUCUUCAUGUCACACUCACUUCUGCUGCUGGAACCAGCACUGUUCUGUUAGCUGAAAGAGAGCGGGAUAGAUCUCCUAAUGGCUUUAAAAAUUGGGACUUCAUGUCUGUUCAUACGUGGGGAGAGAACCCAAUAGGCACCUGGACUUUGCGAAUUGCAGACAUGUCUGGAAGAAAGCAAAAUGAAGGGAGAAUUGUGAACUGGAAGCUGAUUUUGCAUGGGACCUCAACUCAGCCAGAACACAUGAAACGGCCCCGUGUGUACACAUCCUACAACACCGUGCAGAAUGACCGAAGAGGGGUGGAGAAGGUGGUGGACUCAGGAGAGGAGCGGCCCACAGAAGAGAACCGGAAUGAGAAGCCCCUGGCUGCAAAGAGCCUCGGCAGCGGCAGCGGCAGUGGCAGCGUGAGAAACAGAAAGGAGGAGCAGGUGGAGGGAGACCCCUCGGAGGCCAUGCUGCGACUCCUGCAAAGCGCUUUCAGCAAAAACUCACCACUGAAGCAAUCACCAAAGAAGACUUCAGGUGCAAAGCCCAACAUCCCUUACGAAAAUUUCUAUGAAGCCCUGGAAAAGCUGAACAAACCUUCCCACCUUAGAGACACCGAGGACAGUCUGUAUAACGACUAUGUCGAUGUUUUCUAUAACACCAAACCCUACAAGCACAGAGAUGACCGGCUGCUGCAGGCGCUGGUGGACCUUCUGAGGGAGGAAAACUAA
Pipistrellus nathusii (Nathusius's pipistrelle) is the source of this 2274-nucleotide messenger RNA. The record is from the annotation of a GenBank genome assembly. Lineage: Eukaryota; Metazoa; Chordata; Mammalia; Chiroptera; Vespertilionidae.